UUCUCAGGAUAACGUGGAGAGGGCAGACGCGUUACAGCUGUCGGUGGAAGAAUUUGUGGAGCGAUACGAAAGGCCUUACAAGCCCGUGGUUCUGCUGAACGCCCAAGAGGGUUGGUCUGCGCAGGAGAAAUGGACUCUCGAGCGCCUCAAAAGGAAAUACCGGAACCAGAAGUUCAAGUGCGGUGAGGAUAAUGAUGGCUACUCCGUGAAGAUGAAGAUGAAGUACUAUAUCGAGUACAUGGAGAGCACUCGAGAUGACAGUCCCCUCUACAUUUUUGACAGCAGCUACGGUGAACACCCCAAGAGAAGGAAACUUUUGGAAGAUUACAAGGUGCCCAAGUUUUUCACUGAUGACCUCUUCCAGUAUGCGGGGGAGAAGCGCAGGCCCCCCUACAGGUGGUUUGUGAUGGGGCCACCACGCUCUGGAACUGGAAUUCACAUCGACCCUCUGGGAACCAGUGCCUGGAAUGCCUUAGUUCAGGGCCACAAGCGCUGGUGCCUGUUCCCUACGAGCACCCCCAGGGAACUCAUCAAGGUGACCCGUGAAGAAGGAGGGAACCAGCAGGAUGAAGCUAUUACCUGGUUUAAUAUCAUUCAUCCCCGGACACAGCUUCCAACCUGGCCCCCCGAAUUCAAACCCCUGGAAAUCUUACAAAAGCCAGGAGAGACUGUCUUUGUACCAGGAGGCUGGUGGCACGUUGUGCUCAAUCUUGAUACCACCAUUGCCAUCACCCAGAAUUUUGCCAGCAGCACCAACUUUCCUGUUGUAUGGCACAAGACGACACAGCACGGGCAGCGGCAGUGCAAGCCACCCCCAGCCACCCCGUGCCACUGUGUCCCAACCCUGACCUGGAGGGACCAGCUCUCGGGGAUCUUGAAGCAAGAGCACCCUGAGUUGGCGGUGCUGGCCGACUCCGUUGACCUGCAGGAAUCCACAGGGAUCGCCUCGGACAGCUCCAGUGACUCCUCCAGCUCCUCCAGCUCCAGCUCCUCUGACUCGGACUCAGAGGGUGAGUCCGGGUCUGAAGGUGACGGGAUGAUGCACCGCAGAAAGAAGAGGAGGACGUGCAGCGUGGUGGGCAAUGGGGACACCACCUCCCAGGACGACUGUGUGAGCAAAGAGCGCAGCUCCUCCAGGAUUAGGGACACCUGUGGAGGCCGUGCUCACCCCUGAGCAGAUAAAGAGACUCUCCCGAGGUGGCUCCCGUGUAAGCUGUCCCUGGCCAUCCAACUCAGUUUUCACGUCUUCUGCUCCUACCUUCUCCUUUGUCUUCUUUGAAUUUGGAUAAUCCUUCUUUGGUCUAAGCUUCUGUCUUCGGUCAAAUGCUGUUUUUACUGCUCACUAAGAAUAGAUUCUCAAGAAGUUCAAAAACUCGGCAAGCUCAGUGAAACACUGAAGGCUGAUGUGAUGUUGGCUAAGAAGGUUCUGUGCUGUCUCCUUUAAAACCAAGCUGGUCAACCCCGAGGCCGAGGGUUAUGACCCUUUGAAUGUCUGGUUGCGUCUGUUCCCUCCCUGAUGUUGCUCAGGAGCUUCUGCUGUCUGCAGAGCCGGCUGCACACAAGCAGAGAUGCUGCAAGUGGUGAGUGGACUUUGAUUUGGGUGUGAACCAAUGACGUGUAAGAAGUACUGUGAGUACGCUCCCUUCCUGGAUGUCACUGUUUGUCUAAAAAUGUGUUGAGUACAGCAACGCAGCCAGCGUGCCCAGCACCGCUCCCCACUGCCUAGUACCUUUUCUCCGUGCUCAGAGAGGAUGUUAAAUUGCAGGGUGUUUGUGUGUGGUGUAUUUGGGGGAGCGAUGACACAUCGGGUUUUUUUGUUUAUGAACAGAGUGGGAACGGUGUUCACUGUGUUCUUAUCACAGAACUUAAACUAUAAAUAGGGCCAGUUCCAACAGAUUUGUCCCAUUCUCUCCCAGCAUGUGGUCUCUAAGUCAGAAGCUCCCAUUCUGGAGGUGACUUCAUGAUGAGCGUCCCCAUUUGUUUGACCUGCAGGUGUUAGGUGGGUGGCUUGUGCUACACACCAGGAAUAAGUUCAGAGACGGUGCUUCUAGUCUUCAGGAUCUGUUUAGGCUUCUCAGUAACUCUGGUAUGAAUACUUGGGGAUUGACCAGCAGGUUCCAUCUCAUGCCCUCUUGAUUCACCUGCUUGCCUUAAUCUGUCCCUAAAUUCAACUAAAUUUAAAUAAAAAUAAGAAGGGGACUGUCAAGGACAUGCCCAGUGAAAAGCACUGUCCUGGGCUGGAAUGUAGGUAAGGGCAUAGGCAGCCAGAGGGGAGAAGGAGCUCUCCCUGUAGUUGCCCAGAGGAGAGAGUGUGGAAUACUGGAAUUGCAUGGUGUUGCCUCUCAAAAUCCCCCUAAAAAUGAGUAUAAUUGCGAAUCCAGGUCUCUCCUUGCCAAAUGUUACAUUUUUAACAGACUGGUUAUCAUUUCCUGGCGCUGGAUCCGUCAUGUGGCUUUACUGUAGGAGGAUGGUCCCCUAUUUUGUCUUAGUCCAGUUUUCUUCAGCCUAAAAUACCAACCCAAAUAUGUGGCUGGGUCGGAUGGAGAACUGGCCACCUUCCUGGGCAUCCGCGUGCAUCACUCUGCCUGCCGCAUGGCGCGGCUCUCCCACUCCCGUCCCAGGCCACAGGGCUCGGGUUUCAGGGUAGGCCCACUGUGUGCUUGAGUGGGAGUAAAGUCAAACCUUGAAGGUGUAGUCUCUUUGUAUUAAUGUCUGAAUGGUGUUCCUCCUUCUCUUUUUUAAAAAUUUUUCUUCCCAUCUUCAAAAUGCUUUUUUCUUUUCCCCAGUAUUGCUUCCUGGCUGUCACACUCACCUUCCUCUCAAAUCCAUACCAACUGCUCCUUUCUAAAACCAAAAGCAAAAGGCUGUUUGCCGCCAGGGGGCGUGGUGGGACGCGUUUCCAGGGGCUGGGAUGGUGGAGCGGAAAUUUGAAUUUGAGAGAUUAGCCACCCAGUUUUCUUCCCCAGGUACCCAAGGUGAUCCUGUGUGAUAAACAGUAUCCAGAAAGAAGGGAUCCAGCCUGUCCAACAGGCCUGCGGUCACCUCUCCUCAAAGGGUCUGGGUAGCACAGAUCACAUGCUGCUGUUGGCUCUUGCCAACCCAUGAUGACUGUGGAACACUCUUUAUUUGCUUUAGCCAGGCCAGAGAUUCAACAGCCCCCCUUUCACUGUCGCUGUCGGCCAGCCAGGCGCACCACUGUGUUAGCAGAGCAGGGAUGAGGUGGGGAAGCCACGGGAAGGGAGUGGUGGUGGCUGGGUGAUCAGGAUAAGGUAGGAAGUGGGCAGCAAGGGCUCCAUCUGUUCUAAAGUUAACCCUUCUACCCUCCGAGCAUGAGCUACUCCUUUGAGUGGCAUCAGCAAUAGUAAGGGGAAGGAUACAACAUUAAACUGUUUUUAGGGACUAUUUUCCAAGAUGACACUAGUCUUCAGAUCAAUGGGCUGUCUUGAAAGAAGGGAUGUUACACUAGUCACUACUGAUGAGGAGGAGCAGGGUGGGUGAGACAAGAGUGGAGGACCAGGACAGCCAGGACAGGAGGAGAGUUCUGGGUCUCUGGGAAUCCAGGGCUGCACACAGGGGCCUCUGGGCUCAGUAGUAGCACUGUGAUAUUUACAGUGACACCUUUGAAGGGAGAGCCACCAAAAACAAGGACAUUAUUCACAUUUCGCUUGUGCUUGCAGAUGCCCAUUUAUUAAUCAUUCAAGCGUUCGGCAAAUGUUUGAGUGCCAGGCACUGUUCUAGGUGCUGGUGAGCCAGCAAUGACAAGCCCAGGUCCUUGACCUCGUGAGCUUAAUGGACAGUGAAUGUGCUGUUGUUCACAAGGGCCGCUGGUCAGCGUAGGUAGAGCUAUGCACAUCUGUUUCUACAACCAGAAAAGCAAGUUUAGCCCUUACUAAACGCAAGUUAUGAGAUCUUCAUAAGAGAACAUAAUUAUCAUUAUAGCUGUAUUCUUAACUUAGGAUGUGGCUUCUUUGCAAGUUAGCUAAAGGUAUUUAAACUAAGGAUAGCAAGAAAGUUGCUGGUGCAAGUGCUUUACAAAUUUAUUCAAGGUUCAGCCUUGAUGUGACUUAGGACUUUAGACGAGAGUGUGGGAUGGAACAGGAAUUGUGCAGUAAACGUAGAAAGUGUUCUCUAGGAGGUAGAUGUCUAAGCACGCAGCUUAGGUUCGCGGGAUAGUGUAGCAUUUCCACAAAUAAGUUGUUUGUCAUGUGUGUUCUGAACACUGCUGAUGGUGCCAUGUGGAGUCUGGUUUCUCCCUACACCCCGUUCCCUGGCUUCUGUCAAGAUGUGACAUUGUGUGCAGUAAAACCAGAUGAACUGUGUGCCCUAGGGUAGUGGCUCUCAACUUUAUCUCAUUGUUGGUUAAAAAACUGGAAACAUCUAGCCCCCACUGCAUCUCCCAGGAGGAUUGGCCCCGGCCUGCUGUCUCCGAGGUGACCGGACACCACAGAAGAACUGGGACUGUCUGCUGAGUGCCUCGUGCCUCCUGCAGUUGUCCAAUGGAACUCUGAGCAGCCUCCUCCUUCUGCUCCCGUCUCCGUGGGGUCCGCCACAAAAUGCCUGUGGGUCUGCCAUUUGAUUGGUAUUUUUAACUUUCACUUGGAUGAAACUUGUUCAUCAUUUUAAAUAAAGCAACUUGAUUUGGA
Messenger RNA from Equus quagga, 4643 nucleotides. It is a transcript of the gene JMJD6, whose product is annotated as jumonji domain containing 6, arginine demethylase and lysine hydroxylase. The record is from RefSeq and is a predicted model, not a curated record. Gene Ontology annotation, molecular function: P-TEFb complex binding; histone H4R3 demethylase activity. The transcript is spliced from 7 exons. Gene Ontology annotation, biological process: phagocytosis. Gene Ontology annotation, cellular component: nucleus; cytoplasm. The coding region runs from base 212 to 1174 and encodes 320 amino acids. NCBI's taxonomy places the organism in Eukaryota, Metazoa, Chordata, Mammalia, Perissodactyla, Equidae.